Ostrea edulis (European flat oyster) is the source of this 411-nucleotide messenger RNA. RefSeq lists its product as uncharacterized. The record is from RefSeq and is a predicted model, not a curated record. NCBI's taxonomy places the organism in Eukaryota, Metazoa, Mollusca, Bivalvia, Ostreida, Ostreidae. Bases 1 to 411 code for a protein of 136 amino acids. The transcript has 2 exons.
AUGGACGGAACGAGUCGUGCACGAAACGAUUUGCAAGGAACGCUGAACGUUCUACAGAAAACGCUGAACGGUCUGCAUGGAACGGUGAACAGUUUGCACGGAACGCUGAACGGAUUGGACGGAACGCUGAACGGUCUGCACAGAACGCUGAGAGAUGUGCACGGAACGAAACAAAACGCUUUGGAGGUGUCUGCACGUUUCUAUGGGCAUGGCUUGAUCAUGGACGGAACGAGUCGUGCACGAAACGAUUUGCAAGGAACGCUGAACGGUCUACAGAAAACGCUGAACUGUCUGCAUGGAACGGUGAACAGUUUGCACGAAACGGUGAACGGUUUCCACGGAACACUGAACGGUCUGCACGGAAGGCUGAGGGAUUUGCACGGAACGAAACAAAACACUUUGGAGGUGUAG